Messenger RNA from Babesia bigemina, 1134 nucleotides. Its product is annotated as GST/eEF1-gamma domain containg protein,putative. NCBI's taxonomy places the organism in Eukaryota, Apicomplexa, Aconoidasida, Piroplasmida, Babesiidae. The transcript has a single exon. The coding region runs from base 1 to 1134 and encodes 377 amino acids. Gene Ontology annotation, biological process: translational elongation. Gene Ontology annotation, molecular function: glutathione transferase activity; translation elongation factor activity. The record is from RefSeq and is a predicted model, not a curated record.
AUGGUAGGUUGUGCGUCAGCGGCUGCCGCCUUGACGUCGCUCACACACCUGCAGAAAGUGAUCGGCGUUGACUUCAACGAUCUCGGUACGAAGAAUGUCCUCGCUGCCGCCCAAUUUUUGGGUGUGGCCUACGACUUCCAGCUGUCCAAGGGCUCCUGCUGCAGCUCUGAGGGCAAGAAGGACGAGUUCAGCGAGGUGAAGCCCUGCGUGAGCGUUGAGCUCUGCGGCGGCCUGGGCGCUUUCUGCGGCUCCAUCUCCAUCUGCCGCCACAUGAUGGAGCAGAAGAAGAAGGGUGACUCCCCCGCUGAGUUGUUCGCACGCAGCGACGCCACCUCGUGGAUGGAGUUCUUCUACGACCGCUUCGACGUCGGCAGCCGCUGCCAGGCCGUUACUCAGGUCGAUGCCUCCAGCACGUCUGAGCUCGCCAAGUGCCUGAGGGCCACUGACGCGUUCCUUCUUAGCCGCACCUUCUUGGUUGGCGAGAGCCUUUCCGUCGCUGACAUUGUCUGCGCCGUGACUGUGAAGCACCUGGUGUCCAUCGGCAAGCUUGAGGCUGGCUACUUGAGGACUGGUCUUCGUAACUUGUCUCGUCUGAUCCGCACUGUCGAGGCCAGCGACGCCUUCGUGAACUACGAGAAGAAGCUCGCGUCCCUCCAGAGCGGCAGCGCCUCCGAGAGCUCGUUCGUGUUGGACACGUGGAAGAAGACGUACAGCAACUGCAAGGGUGACCUCGAGAAGGAGGUGAUGCCGUGGCUGUGGAGCAACCACGACGCCGAGAACUGGAGCUUCUACUUCAUGAAGUACAACAAGCUCGACGACGAGUGCCAGUCCGACAUCACCACCUCCAACAUGCUUAGCGGCUUCUUGCAGCGUUUCGAGCCUGACUUCCGCCGCAUCUCCUUCGGUGUCAUCAACGUGAUGGGCUCUGGCAACUGCUACGACAUUAUGGGUGUCUGGCUCAUCAAGGGCACUGAGCUCCCUCCCAGCGUGACCGAGCACCCGUCGUUCGAGUUCCAGACCUUCACCAAGCUCGACGUGAACAACGAGGCCCACCGCAGGAUGAUCACCGACUACUUCUGCGCCGAGGACUCCAUCAACGGUGUGGCCAUUGCCGACGCCAAGGUCUGGAAGUGA